Colletotrichum spaethianum is the source of this 870-nucleotide messenger RNA. RefSeq lists its product as uncharacterized. The transcript is spliced from 2 exons. Lineage: Eukaryota; Fungi; Ascomycota; Sordariomycetes; Glomerellales; Glomerellaceae. The record is from RefSeq and is a predicted model, not a curated record. Gene Ontology annotation, cellular component: membrane. Gene Ontology annotation, molecular function: acyltransferase activity, transferring groups other than amino-acyl groups. Gene Ontology annotation, biological process: polysaccharide biosynthetic process. Bases 1 to 870 code for a protein of 289 amino acids.
AUGAUCAUGAUCCGCCUUGGUUGGAUGGGACAACCUCUGCCUACGCUAUGGGAGCAACUGGUAGACUGGAAGAACGGGCUAUGGAGGAUUACCUUCAGCUGGCAGUGGGAUAUUACACAAUUCCUCCCCUACGAUGUCCAUCUAUGGACUAUUCCUAUCGAGUUCUCUAACUCGUUACUACUGUGCGGCCAUUGGGCAGCCUUUGAGUUUUUCGGUGGCAUGGUCCUUGCUGAGAUCGGGCUUAUUCAAGAGGCUCGCCGCGAGCGCGCUACCGCUGCUAUCCAGAACAAGGAGGCGGAAUCGGACACGGAGACCCCCAGCGGCACCCUGGAAUCAUAUUCGAACUCUGCAACGACCCUUCUCUUCAAAACUUUCCUCCUUGGCAACUUUAUUUUCGCGUUGUUUGUUGCUGGAUGGCCUGAUCAGGUCAACGACAUCACGCCCGGAAUUGCACCGCUCUUUCGUAACACUAUGGAACCCUACUUUACCAUGGGUGGAGAUCUUGUUGCAUUCCCCUGGUAUGCACUUGGCGCCAUUCAAAUCGUGGCUGCCUUACAGCAGAUUAAGGUGCUACAGAACCUCUUUGUUACACCCUUCGCGCAGUACCUCGCCGAUAUCAGCUAUGCGCUGUACCUCGUCCACGGACCUGUCUUGGACGUCCUAGAACAUCGCUGGAUGCCCUACGUCUGGGCUUUAGUUGGUGGCAGAGACGAAGCCGGUAUGUGGGGACGGAUGAUAGCAUGGUUCAUCGGUUUGGUUGCGCUGGGAGUACCUACCAUCUGGGGUAGUGAUGUUUUCUGGCGAACGGUCGAUGUUCACACCGUUAAGUUUUCACGCUGGGUCGAGACUCUCUGUGUGCGAGAUGAAUGA